Messenger RNA from Microcebus murinus (gray mouse lemur), 1059 nucleotides. The record is from RefSeq and is a predicted model, not a curated record. Lineage: Eukaryota; Metazoa; Chordata; Mammalia; Primates; Cheirogaleidae.
GACAGCAGGAGCAAAGGAGCCCUGUGUGCUCAGGGAAAGCUCCUUGGGUUUUCAGCACCCGAGCAGGGAGGAGGCGGAACGAGGAGACGCCGGGCUGGGCAGAGAACCACGGGCAGAUGGUGGAGGCGGCCAGGCCCCAGGAGCUCCCCUUCCCUGCGGGCACACUCAGGCUCUGCUCACGGGCUCCCUCUGGCCUUAGGGUGAGGACAGUUCCAGCUGAUCCUGCCCCCCCAGAAGGCCGGGAACCCCACCUGCUGACAUGGGGGUGGGGCAAGGGACACUGCGGACCCUCGCCCUCCUCUGGCUGCCCCAGGACGGGCUGGGAGGACGCGAGAAGGCCCCAGUGCACUCAGGAACACGGAGGAGGCAGGGCCGGGAGGUGAUACUGCAGCCGGGGCUGCAAGACAAAGGCGGCUCAGGUGUCCCGCUGUCCACAGCCAACCGAACGCCAACCCAGGUGUCCCGGGCUCCCAGCUGCCCGCGCGCCCGCGCCCCAUGCCCGAGCUGCCUGCGGCUAAUGAAAGUGUUACUCCACAAAGCAGCAAGCACAGGGCCCAGCCCUGGAAACGGGCGCACGGAGGGCGUGGAGGAGGAGACCCGGCUGGAAGAGAGGAUGAGGAGGUGGACGGACGUGCUGCCUCCUGUCCCCUGGCGGGAUCCGCACCGGCACUCGCCCCGGGAAAGACCCCUGCGCCCGGACACCCAGGGCUCGGUUCCGCGUCUGACGUCACAGCCUGGCAGAAUGCCCCCGCUGGCCGCGCCGGCUUGGCACAGGGCCACGGGGGAGAAGGGGCUGCAGGUGGCUUGGCCACUCUGGGGGUCAGAGCUUCCAGCCCCCACCUCUCAGCACCCCGGCGGGGUGGAGCCCGUGACUCAGCAGGAACCCCCUCCCCUCCUCAUUCACUGGGCCUUGUGGGGCACCAAAGAGCCUAAACCAGGGCCUUCAACUGGGGCACGAUUCUUCCCACCCUCCCCACCAGGAGACAUUCCCAACUGGAGGUGAGGGACUGGCUUUGUCCUGGCCCUUAGCCGAUAGAGGCCAGGGAAGCCGCUGACGUC